Molecule: messenger RNA, 1158 nt
Organism: Ambispora leptoticha
Lineage: Eukaryota; Fungi; Glomeromycota; Glomeromycetes; Archaeosporales; Ambisporaceae
Source: the annotation of a GenBank genome assembly
AUGAGUAACCUAAUACCAGACAUUCUCCACCAAAUCUUUGAAAACAUAAUCGGUACAUAUUCUUUCACUUUCGGUCGUCCAAAAUACAAGCUUUUGUAUCCGUGUAUUCUCGUGAACAGAACCUGGUGUCAGACAGCCAUUCCAAUUCUCUAUCGAGAACCGUUUAUCCGUAGAAAUAAAAACGGUUAUAAAUUAAUAUCGACAUUUUUGAAGCUUAUAAAUGAUGAAAAACGAGCGUUACUUUAUGAGAAUGAUCAGCGCGAUGUUAUAUUUGAUGGGAUUAUGCAAUGCCAAAGACCAUUAUUUGAUUAUUCGAGUUAUAUGUAUAAUUUACAUUAUGAUGCAAUGCUGAAAAAUAUUGAUGAAUGGUGUCAAUUAAAAGCUUCGUCAACCACAAAAACGCUUAAUUCUGAAAAACAACGAAAGAUGAUAAGUUCGACCAAAAAUAUUUUUUCGCAUCUCUUUCAAAAACAGUCGAAAUCUAAAUCAGAGUCAAUAGAAAAUAUGGGUGCUGAUAAAGAUUCUCAUGGCCUGCAAUGUGCAAUCGUGGAUGCAUUGUUAACGUUGUUUAUAGAGCAUUUUGUCAGAUUAUCGAAACUUCGUGUCAAUUUUUAUGACCAAGAGAAUUACGUGAAAAAUAUGCUGUUGGUGCAAAAUAUAAAGUUACUAUCUAUGAUUAAAGAAAUUUAUUUAACUGUCGGAUUACAUAAUAACAAGUUUUUUAUCAGUCUGGCAGAGUGCUGUCAAACUUUGGAACUCAUUUUAAUAGAAUUUGGAACAACAGACAUAACAGGCGAGAGCAUCUCUACAUUAAUUCAAGCACAGAAAAAACUCUGCUCAAUAACCACAAUCGGGAUGACGAAUCCAUGCAGUAACCAAUUGAUAUCGUCGCUCGCCUCGCAGUCGUCUUCACUAAAACGUGCCGAAUUUAUAGGGGCAGAUUUCUCGAAGUCUACACCAUGGCAUGGUCUCGCUUCAUGCACAAAAUUGAAUACGCUGACAAUUUCGCAUUGUCAGAAUAUUGAUGAUGAAAUGGCCCAGCCGUUGUUUGAUGCGAAAUUUGAGUGUUUGAGUGAUGUUACGAUCACUAGUGAUUCGUGUGUGAAAUUGAGUGAAUGGGUUCAGAAAUUCAAUAGUAGUCCAAGUCAGAGUUAUUAA